AUGGAAGAGACGUUAAGUUCAUCAACAAUAAUCAACUCUUCCAAUUUAGGGUUUCAGCUAUUGAAGAAGCAGGGUUGGAAAGAAGGGACUGGUCUUGGGAUUUCUGAGCAGGGUAGAUUAGAACCCGUGGAAACUCACAUGAAGAAUAAUAAGCGCGGUUUGGGAGCAGAUAAGGUGAAGAAAAGGAUAGUGAAACCUGAUAAUUGUGCUGAUUCCUCUAAAGGAGACAAUAAGCAGGAACAUUUGUCUAAAAAGAAAACCAAAGCACUUUCUAAACGUGUGCGAAAGAUGCAGGAGUUAGAAAAGAAGAUGCAGGAGAAGGAAUUUGAGCGCGCUUUCUUUAGAGAGUUCUGGCCUGACAAUGUAUGA
This is a messenger RNA of Lathyrus sativus (Indian pea), 369 nucleotides long. Lineage: Eukaryota; Viridiplantae; Streptophyta; Magnoliopsida; Fabales; Fabaceae. The record is from the annotation of a GenBank genome assembly.